AUGACAGUGAAAAGCCAAAUAAAAGCCGUUGUCUACGAUUUUGGAGGAGUUCUCCUCUCCUAUGAAGGUGUCAGGGAUAAAUGGGCAGCCAUGUCAAGAUCUCUGGGUCUUCCGGAAGAAGCUGUGCACAGCGAAUCGGUUGGAAUCGAAUUCUCUCAAUGGUUGGGACCAGAUAGAAGUCUGUUUUUGGGAACCUUAACUGUUGAUGAUUUGGAAGGAGGACUAUUCAUGCAAUAUUUGAAGCAUAAAUACGGAGACACUAUCAAUCAUGACGUUGUCAUUAAGCCUUAUACCGAAUGCCUCCGAGGAGAGAAUGUUAGAAUUCACAAGAACAUGCAAAACACAGUUGAACUUCUUAAGAAGAAGGGAUUCAAAACUGCCAUGCUGACAAAUAACAUGUUUUUAGACAAGGAGCACAAAGAAACACGACUACCAUGUGAUCUGACUCAUUUUGAUGAAGUCGUUGAGUCAUGUCUGGAACACUUGAUGAAACCAGAUGCCAGAUUUUAUCAGUUGGUAGAAGAGAGACUUGGCGUGAAGCCAGAAGAAAUUGUGUUCCUUGAUGAUCUUCAUGAGAAUAUCGAAGCUGCGGAGAAGUUGGGAUGGAAUACCAUCAUGGUCAGUGACAUCGAAAAUGCAAUUCGAGAACUCGAGAAAUUUACAAAUGUUAAGUUGCUGUAA
Molecule: messenger RNA, 681 nt
Organism: Caenorhabditis briggsae
Lineage: Eukaryota; Metazoa; Nematoda; Chromadorea; Rhabditida; Rhabditidae
Exons: 4
Coding region: 1-681 (226 amino acids)
Source: RefSeq, a predicted model, not a curated record